Hyla sarda is the source of this 2130-nucleotide messenger RNA. RefSeq names its product MSL complex subunit 3 (gene MSL3). Gene Ontology annotation, cellular component: nucleus; NuA4 histone acetyltransferase complex; MSL complex. The coding region runs from base 143 to 1819 and encodes 558 amino acids. NCBI's taxonomy places the organism in Eukaryota, Metazoa, Chordata, Amphibia, Anura, Hylidae. The transcript has 14 exons. Gene Ontology annotation, biological process: chromatin organization; regulation of DNA-templated transcription. The record is from RefSeq and is a predicted model, not a curated record.
CCCUUGUGAUUGGUUAUCAGAGCUCGUGAGGGCGUGGCUCUUGUUUCCCCCGAAUGGCGGUGUCCUCCUUUCCCCCUGUGCUCUGUGCAGCGCCGAGGCCGCUGCGGGAGUUUCGCUUCCUGCUUUUCGCCAUGAUGAACAAAUGAACUCGCGGGGAAUGAAAUUUAAGUUCCAAAAAGGGGAGAAAGUUCUCUGCUUUGAACCAGACCCGACCAAGGCUAAAGUGUUGUACGAUGCCAAGGUUGUUGAUAUUGUUGUCAGCAAAGAUGACAAAGGCAGAAAAAACCCAGAGUAUCUGAUCCAUUUUAAUGGUUGGAAUAGAAGUGAAGGCAUUACCUUGGCAGAGGCGGAGUGGUGCCCUGGCCAAGUAGCUGCUUCUCCAUUACGGCUGCCACAAGACUUGCACUGCAGUUACCGGCAGUUAUUUCCAAGCUGGGAUAGAUGGGCAGCAGAAGACCAUGUUCUUCGUGAUACUGAUGAAAACAGGCGUUUACAAAGAAAGCUGGCAAGGAAAGCAGUGGCCCGCAUGAGGAGGAAAGGAAGGAAGAAGAGACGGUGCCGGUUGCCUGGGGUCGACUCUGUUCUAAGAAGUCUUCCUUCUAAUGAAAAAGAAGACAAUGAGGAGCAUUCACUGAGCAGUUCAUCAGAGGACAGUGAGGAAGGAACGGAUGAGGAAAUAAAAAGUGAAGAAAGUGACUUUGAAGAGAAGGCAGAAAUGAAAGAAGAACAAGAAAUUCUCUCCAAAAGGGACAUGGAAGAAAAAAGCAUUGUAAUUGAAAUACCUGAAACUUUGAAAAAGAAGCUGGAAGAGGAUUGCUAUUACAUAAACAAACGCAAACGGCUUGUGAAACUGCCUUGUCAGACCAACAUCAUCACUAUUCUUGAGUCGUACGUCAAACACUUUGCGAUAAACGCAGCAUUUUCUGCAAAUGAAAGAAUUAGACAUCAUCAGACCACAUCAAAUGUCAACAUGAAUCUCCACUAUGUUCCACCUGAGAAAAAUGUGGAAUUGUGCAAAGAAAUGGUGGAUGGCUUGAGAAUUACAUUCGACUUCACACUCCCACUGAUCCUCCUCUACCCAUAUGAGCAAGCACAAUAUAAGAAGGUGAUCUCAUCUAAAUUUUUUCUUCCUAUUAAAGAAAUUACAUCUUUUGGAAAUAGGAACCAAGAGGAAGUUUCACCAAGUCCACCACUUUUAAAUCCACCAACACCACAGUCCACAGACAGCCAGCCUACCACUGGAGAAUCCACAACUCCAAAGAGGCGGAGAACAGAGCCAGACAUCUUGCAGUCCUUGAGGCGCUCAACACGACACAGUACAAGUUGUGAUAGGAUGUCCGAGAGUAGCGCUUCUCCACAGCCCAAGCGACGGCAUCAAGAGACACCAACUUCAAUGCCAAAGCUAUUUCUACACUUAGAGAAGAAAACGCCUGUUCAUAGUGGCUCAUCAUCACCAAUUACUUUAACUCCCAGCAAAGAGGGAAGUUCUGUGUUUUCUGGACUUGAAGGUCGUCGAAACAAUGAGCUCAAUGAGGUGUUGUCUUGGAAACUAAUGCCAGAAAAUUACCCUCAAAGUGACCAGCCACCUCCUCCUUCCUAUAUAUAUGGCUCGCAGCAUUUACUUCGUUUGUUUGUGAAACUUCCAGAAAUAAUGGGGAAGAUGUUCUUUGCGGAGAAGAACUUGAAGGUUUUGCUCAAGCACUUUGAACUUUUUCUAAGAUUUCUUGCAGAAUAUCAUGAAGACUUUUUCCCAGAGUCGGCGUAUGUGGCCGCCUGCGAGACACAAUAUAGCACCAAGAAUCCUCGUGCUAUAUACUGAAGUUACCAUCCAGCGUGGUCAUUCUUGAUUCCUCCAUUUUGUGAACUCUUUGGACGCCUCAUAAGUUUUGUUGUAUAUUUUGGAAAGUUGAUGUGAAUUUGUGAAAAGGACUUAAGAAACGCAUGUAAUGAACAAGCAGAUGAACAGAGGACUCUUGCUGCAUUCUUUCUCAACACUUUCUGUAAAAGAAAACCGGAGGGACAAAAUGGAUUUCCCAGAAGUCACUUCACAACAAGGAUUUUAAAAUGUCAUCUGCUUUUAUGAACUGUCACGUUGAAUUGUGUAAAAUAAACUUUGUGUUUAUGAAAUGA